Messenger RNA from Aphidius gifuensis, 6940 nucleotides. RefSeq names its product collagen alpha-1(IV) chain (gene Col4a1). Gene Ontology annotation, molecular function: extracellular matrix structural constituent. Lineage: Eukaryota; Metazoa; Arthropoda; Insecta; Hymenoptera; Braconidae. The transcript has 20 exons. The record is from RefSeq and is a predicted model, not a curated record. Gene Ontology annotation, cellular component: collagen trimer; basement membrane. The coding region runs from base 805 to 6462 and encodes 1885 amino acids.
AGUCUUGGGAGAAGAAGAGCGAAUAUAAAAUUUUGUAUAGAGACCCGGGGGAUCGGUGUCGGGAUACUAAAGUCGCGAGGGGAACGACUUGAACGAGACGCACUUGUUCAUAAAAUCGCGACUUUAUAGAAAAAAAAUUAUUUAAAAAAAAAAAACCCCAAAAAUAUUUAUAAAUAUCAAUUUUUUAUAUUUUUAAAUUAAUUAUUUAUUUAUUUAUUUUUAAAUAAUUUGUGUGAUUUUUAAAUUUGUGCGGUUUUUUAUUUUAAAUUUUUUACGAGUGUUGAGUUUUUGAAUUUGAACAAAAAAAAAAAAAGAGCGGGAUUUAAGGGAGAUUUAGAAAUUUUUUUGAAUUUUGAUUUUUUGCUUAUUUUUUUUUUCUGGAAGAAUGAAGAUUCCUUGAUUUAAAGUUUUUUUUUUUUCUUGAUUUUUUUGCGGCGGAGGAAUUCUAGCUGGCGUGGCUGAUGUGAAGAAACCGCCUCCACCUUCCCUUCUUAACUGAAUACGGUUCAUUGAGAGACCUCCCUGGAUGGGACUUUUCAUACAUGAUCGUUUCGGUCUUCGGCCGUGCUCAUAUUUUUGUGUUUCUUGUUACGUAUUAUCUUUUCUUCUUUGAUCGUCGAAGCAACACACUGGUUCAUAUUAACUAAUAUUUAUACAUAAAUAUAUUUAUAUAUUAAUAUAUUAAUAUUUCAAUUAUAUAAAUAUAACCCUUACGGUGAAAAAUCAUUUUGACGUUUGUUUUUUUUUUAAAUAAAAAUUUUUGUGACUCCCUGGUUAACAGGGAGCCACCGAGGGUGACUUAACAUGACCCGGUUGGGAUUGCGAUUCGUCGCAACCGUGGUCUGCUUGUCCGUGGUCGUCACAGGGCAAAAUAAUAGAUCGACUUGGAUACGACAUGGUCGAGUUCGAGGUCAAUAUGAUCGAGAAAGAGGAGACAUGACACCUCCUGAAUCUGUACAAACAUCUUGGAAUGAUGAAUCAUAUGAAGAACAACUGAGAAGAAAUAAUACAUAUGUCAAUCGAGGAGAGAGUGAUCCAUCUUAUAUAGAUCCAAAUUACCCGUAUGAGUCAGAAUCAGGUGGCACUGAAUAUAAUCAAAAUCAAAAUGGAUAUUAUGAAAAUCGUGGUGUUGGUGGUUCAGAUCGUUCAAACGAUAAUCAAGAAAGUUACAAUCAAAGAGGCUGGCGAACAGAUAGCCAAAAUAACUAUGGAAAUCGUCGUGGUGAAAAUCGUAAUGAUUCAAGUGGACAAGAAAAUUAUCAAGAUAGUUAUGCACAACAUCCACAUCCUGGUGGACCAUCAAAAGAUUGUAAAGGUGGUGGUUGUUGUGCACAAAAAUGUUAUGCUGAAAAAGGCUCACGUGGAAUACCUGGAAUUAUUGGUCCAGCUGGUCCAAAAGGUCAACGUGGUUUUCCCGGUACUGAAGGUUUGCUAGGACCAAAAGGUGAAAAAGGAGAUCCAGGACCACAAGGACCUCGAGGACUCAAAGGUGACAGAGGUAAAUUGGGUAUGCCAGGUUUUCCUGGUAUUAAUGGAAUUCCUGGAGUUCAAGGACCUCCAGGAGCUCCUGGUGUACCUGGUCGAGAUGGAUGUAAUGGAACUGAUGGUGAACCUGGUCGACAUGGUAUUCCUGGUGAACCUGGACCUCGUGGUUUUCGAGGUGUGCCAGGUCCAAAAGGACACAAAGGUCAACCGGCUUUCGCAGGAAAUUUUCCUACUGGUGAAAAAGGUGAACCAGGUGGUGAUGGAGUAAGAGGCCCACCUGGAACACCUGGUCCACAAGGUGAACGUGGUUUUCCUGGUGUUAAGGGUGAUCGUGGUCCUUAUGGAAUCCCAGGAGUUCCAGGUCAAAAAGGUGAAAAAGGUAAUAUGGGUGUUGCUUUUCAAGGAGACAGAGGUGACAAAGGACAAAAAGGAGAAAUAGGACCUGCAGGAGAGUCAAAAUCAUUGAUUCCAUUUUCGGGAACUUCCGACCGAAUUGGACCAACAGGAGAUCGAGGUCAAAAAGGAGAUAAAGGUGAUAAUGGACAAGAUGGAUUGAAAGGUGAUCCAGGUUUUAUGGGUGAUGCUGGUAUACCCGGUGGUCCUGGUGGUAAAGGAGAAAAAGGUCUUCCAGGUUCACCUGGUACUCGAGGGCGAGAUGGUUUUUCUGGACCUCCUGGUCCCCCAGGUCGUAAAGGAGAUCGUGGUAUUGAUGGAUUAAAAGGAUUAGAUGGUCGACCAGGUAAAAAAGGAGAUUCUGGAAAAGAUGGACCAAUGGGAGUGACGGGUCUACGUGGACCACCUGGACCACCAGGUGGUGGAAAAGGACAACCAGGGCCUCCUGGAGAAAAAGGACCAAGAGGUUUCCCCGGGCCUGUUGGACCUCGUGGUACAGAUGGUUAUCCAGGUGAUCCAGGACCAAGAGGACCUGUCGGUUUAGAAGGUGGACCCGGUUUACCUGGUAUUCCCGGACCUGAAGGCACACCCGGUGAAAAAGGUGGUAAAGGUGAGCCUGGUUUAACUGGAUUUCCUGGUGGAGUUGGGCCAAGAGGUUUUGAUGGACCACCAGGAGCUGUUGGACCAAGAGGGCCACAGGGUGAUAACGGAUUUUCGAUUAUUGGACCUAAAGGAAUGGAUGGUAUUCCUGGAGUUGACGGUGAGAAAGGACAAAAAGGUGAACGUGGUUACGGUGGAGUUCGAGGACGACCUGGAGACAGUCUUGAUGGUAUCCCUGGUACACCUGGAGCUCCUGGUCUUCCUGGUGAGCCUGGUUUAACUGGAAAAGAUGGAACACCCGGUGCACCCGGUGAACCCGGAGAAAAAGGAGAUAUUGGUGGUCGUUGUCAAGAUUGUCGCCCAGGUGUUAAUGGACAAAAAGGAGAACAUGGAUUUGAUGGUAUUCCCGGUCAGCCAGGGGCUCGAGGACCUCCCGGUGAAAGAGGCUUUCCUGGUGAAGCUGGUUUAGAUGGAUUACCAGGCCCAAUUGGACCUCCUGGUUUUCCUGGAAAAGACGGAAUAGAUGGAAGUCCAGGACCACAAGGUGAACCUGGAGUUGCUGCUAUUAUACAAGAAAGUAUGCUAAAAAUGGAAAAAGGUGACAAAGGUUUGCGUGGAGAAACUGGAAGACAAGGUCCUCCUGGACCUGAGGGACCUGCUGGUGAAAAAGGACGAGCUGGUUUUGAAGGAUUUCCAGGUCUCAAAGGACAACAGGGUGACCGAGGUUUUCCUGGUCAAGACGGAAGUUCAGGUAGACCAGGUGUACCUGGACGCAAAGGAGAUAAAGGAACAAGUAUCAAAGGUGAACCUGGAAUCCCUGGUUAUGCAGGAUUACUUGGAGAAAAAGGAGAUCCUGGUAAUGCUGGUGAACGAGGUGACCCUGGACAAUGUCCACCGUUGAACUUGAAAGAGGGUACUAAAGGUGACAGAGGUUUAAAUGGUGCUAAAGGUGAACCUGGAACACCAGGUAGUGUUGGAUGGCCAGGUGACAAAGGAGUUCAAGGAUUUCCAGGUCCACAAGGAGAAAAUGGUCAACCCGGACCUCCAGGCCCUGUUGGUCCACGUGGUUUACCAGGACCUAGAGGUGAAAAAGGAAAUGACGGUCCCAUGGGUUUUCCUGGUGAGCCAGGACGUGAUGGACCUCGUGGUUUUCCCGGACCAGCAGCUCCAAAAGGAGACAAAGGAGAUGCUGGAAUUUCUGUAAAAGGAAGUCAAGGUUUACAAGGCCCUCCAGGCGAAAAAGGCGAACGAGGAUUGCCUGGGCCUGUAGGAAAAGAUGGACUAGUUGGGUAUCCUGGUUUGCCUGGAUUUGCAGGUGAAAAAGGUGAUAUUGGAACCCCAGGAAUAAAUGGUUUACCAGGUGCACCUGGUGAUAAAGGAGAUACUGGUCCAAUUGGGCCUCCAGGUCCUACGGGUGUACCAGGAACAAGAGGAACUGAUGGUAGCAAGGGUGAACCUGGUAUCACAGGUGAACCUGGACGCUCUGGUCUUCCUGGAUUUCCUGGUACUAAAGGUGAUCGGGGUGAAGCUGGUAUAGAUGGUCCUAAAGGUUAUCCAGGACGCAGAGGUUUACCAGGAGUUGCUGGUAAACAAGGACUGGAUGGAUUGCCUGGUGCUAGAGGAGAACGUGGUGAUAAAGGCUCAGCUGGAUUCCCUGGAUUGCCAGGAAUAGAAGGUAAACCAGGACGAGUGGGACCACCUGGUCCUAAAGGUGAUCGUGGUUUCGAUGGACCAUCUGGCUUACCUGGACCUCAAGGAAUUGAUGGACCUAAGGGAGAUCGUGGAAUUUCUGGUUUUCCUGGAAAAAAAGGUGAACCAGGAGAUGUGUCAGAAAAAGGACAAAAAGGAGAACCUGGCAUGCCUGGUAUUCGAGGACAACAAGGGCUAUCUGGCAGAGAUGGUUUUGAUGGAGUUAAAGGUGAACCUGGCAGGCCUGGUUUAGCACGUGAUGGAAUUCCUGGUGCAAAGGGAGAAAUUGGAGUUCCAGGUUUAGAUGGACUGCCAGGAAUUCAAGGACCGAAAGGAGAUACUGGUGUUCAAGGUUUUGAAGGCUUAAAAGGAGAUGUUGGUUUCCCUGGUCUACCAGGUGAGCCUGGCAAGCCAGGUCUCGAUGGAUUGCCUGGGCAACCUGGAGAUAUUGGUCCUAUAGGUAUGCCAGGUUUUCCUGGUCUUGAUGGUGAAGUUGGUAGCCCUGGAAGACCUGGUUUGGAUGGAGUUAAAGGUGAACAUGGACCUCAAGGUUUAGAUGGAUUCCCAGGAGCUAUUGGACCAAUUGGAGAAAAAGGAGACCGUGGACCUCCUGGUGUGGCUGUGAAUAUUAAAGGAUCAAAAGGUGAGCCUGGUCCUCCUGGACUUCAUGGCUUGGAUGGAGAUAAAGGAGAUAUUGGUUUUGAUGGUCCUCCUGGAUAUGAUGGAGAAAAAGGAGAACGAGGAUUACCUGGUCCACUUGGAAAUCCAGGAAUGCCCGGAGCUCCCGGACCUAAAGGAGUUGUUGGUCCUGUUGGAUUAACUGGCGCUCCAGGUGCAACAGUAAAGGGUGAAAAAGGAUUACCUGGUUUACUUGGCAAACAUGGUCGUGAUGGAAUACCAGGAGCACCCGGUGAAAAAGGUGACGCAGGCUUUCCAGGUUUACCAGGUCAUAAAGGUGACACUGGACCAUGGGGUCCUCCUGGAUUGCCAGGUGAUAAAGGAGAUGCCGGUUUGAUGGGUCCUGAGGGACUUCCUGGACGUGAUGGAGCACCUGGGCAAUUGGGACCACCCGGAGUACCUGGUGAAAGAGGAAUCAAAGGAGAUCAAGGUCAACCUGGUCUUUUUGGAGCACCAGGACUAAAAGGAGAGCGUGGUCUUUCAGGGCCAGCUGGUUUAGAUGGAAUACCAGGUGAAAAAGGAGAUCAAGGCUAUGAUGGUUUACCUGGGCUACCAGGAGCUGACGGUGAAAAAGGAGAUCGUGGUUAUACAGGUCAAACAGGUUUAAUGGGUGCUAUUGGAUUCGUUGGAAUUAAGGGAGAAAAAGGAGAUGAUUGUCUGGAACCACCUAUGGGACCAAAGGGUGAUCGAGGAUUCCCCGGUCCAAUUGGUGCACCAGGAUUUCCUGGUGAAAAAGGUUCGACUGGAGCACCAGGUUUUCCAGGUCAACCUGGGCCAAAAGGAAACCCCGGCUAUGAUGGUGCACCAGGACCCGUUGGAUUACCUGGACUUGCUGGUCCAAUUGGACCACCUGGUUUAUUAGGUUUACAAGGACCACCUGGUGUACCUGGGCUUAAAGGAGAAGCUGGUGCAUCUUGUGAACAAUCAUCUGAUUAUCUCACUGGAAUAUUACUGGUCAGGCAUAGUCAAAGUCAAUCAGUACCAGUUUGUGAGUCAGGACAUAUUAAAUUGUGGGAAGGCUACAGUCUUCUUUAUACAGAUGGUGAUGAAAGAGCACAUUCACAAGACUUAGGUUAUGCUGGCUCGUGUGUAAGGAAAUUCUCAACAAUGCCUUUCCUAUUUUGCGACGUCAAUAACGUGUGCCAUUAUGCCAGUCGAAAUGAUCGCUCUUAUUGGUUAUCAACUACCAGUCCUAUUCCUAUGAUGCCUGUUGAAGAAGCUGGCAUUGAAGAGUACAUCUCUAGAUGUGUCGUUUGUGAAGUUCCUGCAAAUGUUCUUGCUGUACACAGUCAAUCAUUGGAUAUUCCAAAUUGUCCAAAUGGAUGGUCAGGAAUGUGGAUAGGCUACAGUUUCGUUAUGCACACUGGUGCUGGAGCACAAGGUGGUGGCCAGUCAUUAUCUAGUCCUGGUUCCUGUCUGGAAGAUUUCCGUGCAACACCAUUUAUCGAAUGUAAUGGUGGUAAAGGACACUGUCAUUAUUAUGCCAAUGAACUUAGUUUUUGGAUGGCAACAAUUGAAGAUCGACAACAAUUCCAGAGACCCGAAAAACAAACAUUAAAAGCUGGUAACCUAAGAACGCGUAUAAGUCGAUGCCAAGUUUGUAUAAAAAAUACGUAAAGUGAAAUUAUAUUUUUUUAAAAUUUAAUAACAAAAAAAGAAUAUAGUAAAAAAAAACUUGAUUUAAAUAAUAAUAAUAAAUAUAAUAAAAUAAAUAUUAUAGUAUGUUGCAAUGAAGACAGUCGAUAUGAUAAAAAAAAAAAAAAUUGAAAUCUUUUUUUUUAAUUUUUUUACUCUUCAAUAUUUAAUUUUUACUGCCACAAUUGCAAUGCUAUUUUUCGAUGAUAUUUUUUGUCAUUAAAAAAUAAUAAUUAACCAAGAUAUUGGUCCAGUGAUUUCAUCUAAUUUUUUUUUUCUAUUUUCGUAGCUCUUUUACUAUUUUUCGACUGUCUUGAGAUUUUUUUCUAUAAUACUUUUUUUUUUCUCUCGUCGUAUUUCUUUUCACUUUAAAUUUGCGUUUUAAAUUUUUAUAUAUAAAUAUAUUUUUUUUUUAUAUAUAAAUACGCAACUAUAAGUGUUUAGCAAUUACAAUUUAGCA